GUGAACCAGAUUGGUAUGGGCAAGGACAUGUGGUUCGUGUCCUUCGAUCACAUUACAAAGAUUCUCAAGAUCUUUUACUUCGCCGAACUGCUCUAUCUUACAGCCGUUGGAAUCACGAAGAUAUCAAUGUUACUCUUCUACCUCCGAAUUUUCCCUGACUGGAAGCUUCGUCGCGCUAUCUAUGGCAUGAUUGGAGUUUGCACCACGUACAUCAUCGUCUUCGUCUUGGUCACUGCCUUCCAAUGUAGACCCGUUAACUUGGCCUGGCUGAAAUGGGAUGGCGAGCACCAUGGGAAAUGUCUGGACUUGAACGCUGAUGGUUGGGCGGCUGCCUCUAUAAACAUCCUUCUCGAUCUAAUCGUCAUCGUCCUACCUUUGAAGCAAUUGACGAUGCUCAACAUGAGCUGGCAGCGCAAGCUAGGUGUGAUAGCCAUGUUCCUCGGUGGUGGCUUUAUCCUCCGCUUGAAAUACCUCAUUCAGUUUGCACACACCGAAAACCCAACUAUGGACUACCUGCCCGUUGGAAUCUGGUCUGCAGUCGAAAGUGACGUUGGCAUCAUGGUCGCCUGCGCACCCGCCAUCCGCUCCCUCGGACACCACAUCCGCGAAAAGAUCUGGCCCAAACAAAAGUCCCAACCAUCCUACUACGAAGACACCAAAAACAGCAGCAACCACAAGAGCAAAGCCGACUCUGUCAGCCGCAGCUGGGGUGCCUCUAAGAUGGAUUCUCGCUCGCGCCUUAGCAUCAGCAAUCGCAAAAACGAGUUUGUCCAGAUUGACGAAUACGAAAUGGAUGUGGGCGGUCCCCUCUCACCCAGGGAUGAUAAAAGAACUGUGGCGGAUGAUUCUUCAGAGGGAUCUUUCAACCGCUCGUAUACGCCGCAUGAUGAUAUUGCACCUCUGGCUGCUACAGCAGCACCAAUUGGAAGGGGUAACAGUGGCAUCAUGGUGCAAACGGACUGGAGCGUUGGCAGAGAAAGUCGAGAAAAUGGUCGCCGCCUUUAG
This is a messenger RNA of Aureobasidium melanogenum CBS 110374, 1005 nucleotides long. RefSeq lists its product as uncharacterized. Lineage: Eukaryota; Fungi; Ascomycota; Dothideomycetes; Dothideales; Saccotheciaceae. The transcript has 3 exons. The annotation marks the transcript as partial. The record is from RefSeq and is a predicted model, not a curated record.